AGCUAUUUUUAACAUCUUGAUGGGAGAGGCAAUUUAGUGCCAUAACUACUUCCUCCUUUCUUCAUUGAACCAUUUUCGUCGGCAGCAGACGGGUGCCACGUUCAGCAGUAAACUAAAGUCGUUAUUAUUCAGUCAGGUUUAUAUGCCCAUACCCAUUCCGGUGUCCUGUUUGAAGGAUGGCCGAUCUGAAAGGGUUUGUGUUAUCCUUUCUUUUUUAUCUUCUUGUACAAAGUGCUCCGUCUGUACAAGAUUCUCGUUUUUCGUGGCAUCGUUUCGGCCAAUCGUCAUAUCGGUUCUACGGAGAAGCACGAUCCUUUGAAGAUGCAAGAGCAAACUGCAUGAGCAAUGGCGGUGACCUGGCCAUAAUCAAAUCAGAGGAAAUUAAUAGUUUCCUGGCAGAAAUCAUAUCAACUUCGAACCCAUCAAGCGCUUGCUAUUUGUUUGGACUUAGACGAGAAAACGGUGGCAAUUUUGUAUGGCUAGAUGACACUCUGGAAAGAAGAACUGAGUCUUCAUGGGCUCCAUCAGAACCAAACGAUUCCCUUGGGAUAGAAGACUGCGCCUGCAUGUACACGCACCCUUCCGUUGAAUAUCAUGGGAAGUGGAAUGAUAUCCCGUGUCCGGGUCAAAGACCAUACAUCUGUGAGAGGCCACAGGAUUGUUUUCGUUUCACAGUCUUCGUCAAUUCUGGACGGACUUGA
Strongylocentrotus purpuratus (purple sea urchin) is the source of this 701-nucleotide messenger RNA. Its product is annotated as C-type lectin domain family 4 member E-like. The transcript is spliced from 5 exons. NCBI's taxonomy places the organism in Eukaryota, Metazoa, Echinodermata, Echinoidea, Camarodonta, Strongylocentrotidae. Bases 177 to 701 code for a protein of 174 amino acids. The record is from RefSeq and is a predicted model, not a curated record.